This is a messenger RNA of Phytophthora megakarya, 996 nucleotides long. The record is from the annotation of a GenBank genome assembly. NCBI's taxonomy places the organism in Eukaryota, Oomycota, Peronosporomycetes, Peronosporales, Peronosporaceae.
AUGGAUCACAUACCCUCGCUGCCUAGAUCCUUCAACGGCAACACCGAAUGGCUGAUUUUCGUGGAUCUGUUCUCAGGAUACGUGAUCACCAAAUCUAGUGCCUCCAGAUCCGCUCAAACAAUAGCCGAGACUUACGAAGAAUGUGUCUUUCGUCGAUUCGGCGCGAGCGAGGUGAUCCGACACGAUCGGGAGCCAGGCUUUAUGUCUGAUUUCUUUAAGUCGUUCCACAAGAUCCUGGGACAGCGCCAACGGGCUACUAUGGCGUAUCGACCCCAAGCUAAUGGAUCUGCAGAACGUAUGGUCCAGACAACUACCAGGGCUCUUAAGAUGUACGUGGAAGAUCUGGAUCAACAAGAUUGGGACGAGUAUGCGGAACGACUCACCUUCGCGAUCAGUACCGCAAGAGAUCGGAUCCGAGGUGAAACACCUUUCUAUAUGAUACAUGGCUGGGAUCCUAGAUCCACCCUGGAAGCUGUGAUCCCGCAGGCCAGAGAACAAGUGAACCAACGCCUACGUGAAGCGAUCGCGGAUCGGGCCGAUACGCAUAAUGAUCUAGCUCGACCUCAUCCUGUAGAGUCUGGAUCAAGGGUCUGGCUGUGCCUAGAUCGAGUGCGUGAAAGUUACGCGAAAAAGCUGGCGCACAUAUGGCAUGGUCCAUUCCGCGUUGCCGAGAAGAUCGGAGAGUACGCUGUGAGGUUGGAGGUGGCAGGAUCCGCAUACAGCAUUUUCCCGGUGGUGCAAGUGUCGAAGAUCAAACUGGUCAAGGUAUUCCCAGAUCGACCAGUAGCUCGUCUGAACGGAUCAGAAGAAGAUCGGGUGGACUUCGAUGAAGCUCACCUACCUAAAGAUAGCUGGAUCCAAGAUCGGGAUCCGGAUGAAUACGAAGUGGAGCGAAUUUCCGAUAUGAGAACUGGCAAGAGGACGAGAUACUCGACUCCGCGGAACCAACAAGACAACCAAGAAGAACUGAGACUUCCCAACUACGAUGAUCCAUAG